AUACAUACACGGACAACAGUCCCGUCCGGGGAACCCGCCAUCAGACUUUUGACAUAUGCUCUUGCUUCUGUUUCAAAUAGGAGAGUCUCCCAGUACCUUAUACAUGCACACGUGCCACGAAUGCUCUUGAGGAACAUUCUGUCAGACGCAAGCAUCGCGGAUGAGCUGUACAUAACCUGCCUACCACCCAUGCGACCCUGACAGGUUCUCGCACACGACCUUUCGCCAUGUCAGAUCCGCCACCCGCUGCAGAAAAGGCGCCGCCGACACCAGCGGCAUCCAGCGUCCCCGUCGCAGCGUCGCGGCACGGCAACCCCCUGAUCUCCGUCCUCCUCAACGAAGCCGGCCUCGACUCCCCGACCUUCCGCAGCAAUGCCCUGCACUUCGCCGACCAGAUCGACGCCAUCGAGCGCUGGCUCGAGGGAUACAGCCGCACUGCUGCCAAGCUGUCACACGAUAUGCUGGGCCUCGAGGCUGUUGUCAACGACUAUCUCUCCAAGAUCGUCCCCCCUCAAAACGUCGUCUCUCUCGACCACGACUACACCGCUCUGGCGCUGAAGCGCAUUUCCGAGGGCAGCAGGGAGUGGUGGACACACGUUCUGGGACUCGCCAAGAACAUGGACACCAUGAGUGCCGAACCGGUGCGGAACUUCCUCCAGAACGACCUACGGGGCUUCAAGGAGACCAGGAGGAAUCUCGAACAGACUCAGAAGACUUUCGACACCACGCUGGCCAGGUACGUGAGUCAGAGCAAGUCGAAGGAGCCCAGUGCGAUAAGGGAAGAUGCGUUUGCUGUGUACGAGACGAGGAAGGCUUACCUGAAGGCCUCGAUGGAUUUCUGCCAGAUGGCGCCACAACUAAGAUUCACACUGGACAAGCUGCUCGUCAGAGUAUCGACAGAUAUAUGGCGGGAGAUGAAAAGGUCCAAAGAUACGGCCGGCAGCUUUGGAAAAUGGGGCUAUCAGAUGGACCGCGUCAGGGGUUGGUCCAAGGAAAUGGAAUUGACAGAGUCAACCUUCAAGCGGGAGCUACAAGCCGCCAGGCGCGAUGUUGGAGAGAACUCGCUCAUAUCAUUCAAGCCUGCGAGAGAGCUCGAUGCUUACAGUGCGAGUACAGUACCUUUCCUAGGUAACAAAGGACCCUUGAAUGUCAAGACCGACGAGAGAGCUGGAGUGUACUCUGAGAAACAAGGAUGGCUAUUUCUCCGGACCGUGACGGGGAAGCCUGUGCGAACAAAUUGGAUCCGCAGGUGGUACUACUGUCGUGACGGCAUCUUCGGUUGGCUUGUGAGCGGGCCACAAGGCGUCUUGACAGGUGAUGAGAUCGGAGUCUUGCUUUGCAACGCCAAGCCGGCAAUUAGUGAGGAACGCCGUUUCUGCUUUGAGGUCAAGACAAAAAAUCAGACAUUACUACUGCAGGCAGAGACACAAUCUGAGCUCAUGGGUUGGCUCGAGGUUUUCGAAGUCGCCAAGAAAAAGGCAUUCGAAGCAAGUGUUGGACGCGAUACCUCGUCUCUGCCAGGAGGUGUUGACCCAGCAUUCGCCAUUACGCCGCCAUCUAUGCCCGAAUUUUCUGCCAAGUCGCUAGACGCUCAGCUCAGCGUCGAUGAGACGGUGCAGGGCCAUGAAAGGACAAACACAUUACCAAUCCCUGGUCAAGAAGCGGGCGGUUUACAUCCGCGUGCUAGCUUCGAUGUUGGGCAAGUCGCACCAAGACGAUCUGCGACGUCUCUCGGGCGUGAAGAAGGAGAGAGUGGACGUGACCAUGCGGCUAGGAUAAUGCAAAAGCUCGACUUGCAUCGCAAAGCCAACUACUCCACGGACACCAGCGCCGGACUGCCAUCGCCCGGCCCCAGCGGUGGCAUUGCAAGUCUCAUUUCUGCUAGUCAUGGUCUUCUGCCUGGGUACCCGUCCCCUAUCGUGGGCCAGAUGGCACCUCGUACACAGCAAUCACCACAACCGCCCACAUUAUCAGGGCCAGAGCCUCGAGCAGGCAGUCUUGCACCGGCAACACUUGCUAGUCCGCCAGCACCCACUAGUCUCAGUAAGACUGCUGUCGUGUAUAGCAGUGAUCGGUCUCUCAGCAAUGAUGCUAGCUCUGGUCUACCCACUGCCAUCAUGGCAAACUAUUGGGGAAGCAAUGCGUGGGCUCAAGAAUAUGCUCCGAAGGCGGCCAAGCCUCCAUUCAACCCCGAUGACCCGUUUGGGCCCAACUCGCCGUCCAUCAAAAUGACUAUGGCCAACGACAGUGGCGACCUGAAACCGCCUACUCCAGCUUCAGUCCACAAGAAAGCAAUCAGUAUGGACGCCAAGAUUGUGCGUCCUUCGGCUAUCAGAGAGAAGGCAACACAAGAAGAGUUUCCGCCGGGUUAUCCGCUUGAGUUGAGGACGAAUACAGCACAGUUCAGGCUGGUUUUCCCAAGUGUGCCCCUGGAUGAGAAGCUCGUCCUGGUCUUCCGGGCGUCUUGGACAACCAGCAUGUCUGAGCGAACCAAGGACUCGCCAGGCAUGGCUGGUAAUGGUCGCAUCUAUGUUACUUCAGAUAAUAUGUAUUUCUACGGCCACCAGAUGGGUCUGGUCGUUGCGUACGCUAUUUCUCUGGACGGCAUUACAGAGGUAACAUCCGCACCAGGUAGAGACUGCGACUUCAUUUUCCUUCACUUGAAUCAGGAUGCGCCGGAUGUGCAGUACAGCAGGAUAUCUAUCAAGACUUUCUUGGAGGAUAUGGACCUUCUUCACGCUCGUCUGAACUUGCUUGUUGAUGAUCUACAAGCAGAGGAGCCUAUGGAGGUGAUGGAGCUGAUCAACACGUUGAUCGGCCUUGAGAAUGAAGAGUACGACAAGAGAAGCCCAAGUGCAGAGAGUUGGGAGGAGGUUUCGACGAACACGCCCAUGGAUAACAAUACUCUUGCCGGCCGAGCAGUCAGUCCUCGAGCAGACCUUGCAUACAAGACACGGUUACGGGGCGCACGAAAGCCUGCUCCGAAGUUGCAGCUACCAUCACAUCCUGUUUUUUACGAGCCCGAAGACAUGCAGAGAAAGGUGACGGAGCGCACAUUUGAAAUCAGUGCCAAGGCCUGUUUUCACGUUCUUUUUGGCGAUAAGAGCUUUGUGUUCCCGAAACUCUACUUUGAACGAAGAGCAAAACAGAUCGCGCAAGGUCCUUGGAGGGCAGGCGAGAAUGGACGUCUGCAGCGGUUAUUUAAGUUCAAGGUCACAUACGGCACAAUGUUUCAGGGGCGAAAAGCUGAGGAUAUCAUCGACGAGCAGACCAUCGAAGUCUUUAGUGACCAUGUCACCUAUGUCGUUACACAUGUCAAGACCCCAUGGCAUCUCCCGCAUGCCAAAGACUUCAAGCUUGUGACCAAAAUCGUCAUCACGCAUAUUGCAAAGUCAAAGUGUAAGCUGGCUAUAUUCACAAAAGUGGCCUGGUCAAAGAGCCCACCGCUUUCGAAGAACAUCAUCGAGCGACAAGCCCUUGAUGAUGCGGGCCUGGACGCCGAUGGACUAGCCGAGGUAGCCACGGAUCAAGUGCGAAAGAUCGGGCCCCAUAGCCGUACAAAGCGGGCCAUUCAGAUAUAUGGCAAUAUCGGCCAGCAAACGCAAGUCGUGCUCUUCUCCCCUGCGGAAACCGAGAAGACUAAGAAAUCGCACAUUCGUCCGCACAGUCUCACGAAAAUGCUCUUCGAUACUGUGAGGUCGUGGGCUGAAAGUGUGGUCACCUCAAUCAUCAUGUGGGCCUUCGCAGUGGUGAAGAAACUAUGGGAUGUUGUUACUGCUCAGCGCCUCCUACUAGUAGUAUUAGCCAUGAGCUUCCUACUCAACCUCAUCUCGUCCUAUCAAGGUACCUCGACCUGGUGGAGCGAGCGCAAGGCUGCUGGUUUUAUGCACCGCCUCGGUGUGGGACCAAAUAUCAUAAUGAGCAAAGCAAUAUACUUGCGUGACCUGGAUGAGGCGGCCCGUUUCUCGUCGCUAGACAGCUCCUGGCCCGCCGAGGAUAGCUACUGCUACUCUACCUUCCAGUCUAUCACAAACAGUACGGAUAUCGAUGCGCCGUACGAGGACUCGGGUGCCACUCUGUCGUCAGCUACGAGCCGGGCGACCGCGAUGAGGUUGAAAAAAUCCAGGCAGCGCCUCGGCGCCUACAGACAUGAUCUGCUCGUCGCCAUGCGCAUGGUGAACAGCGUCGAGCGCGAGAUGAUACAGGGCGAGUGGGAGAACUGGCUUCUCGACGAGAACUCGAGAUGCGAACAAGUGGGCACCGUGUUGAGGCUGUGGAAUUCCACGUCUAAUAACGGCGAGAAGCCGGAGAAGGCAUCCGGCCUGGAGCUCGAUAGCGAGGGCGCGCAGAAGGUCCUCAGAGAGAAGGAUGACAGGAAGAAAGAGGCGCUGAAGAGCUGGUAUGAGGACUACUGCGGCAGCUGUAGACACGAUAAGGAUGAGUUGAUCAGGAGCAGGGAGGCUGUGACUUUGGGCUAGUAUUAACUGGUAUAAA
Truncatella angustata is the source of this 4494-nucleotide messenger RNA. Its product is annotated as PH domain-containing protein. The coding region runs from base 228 to 4478 and encodes 1416 amino acids. The transcript has a single exon. The record is from RefSeq and is a predicted model, not a curated record. Gene Ontology annotation, molecular function: protein binding. NCBI's taxonomy places the organism in Eukaryota, Fungi, Ascomycota, Sordariomycetes, Amphisphaeriales, Sporocadaceae. Gene Ontology annotation, cellular component: plasma membrane; cytoplasm; endoplasmic reticulum.